Eurypyga helias (sunbittern) is the source of this 1244-nucleotide messenger RNA. RefSeq names its product ATP-binding cassette sub-family C member 9-like. NCBI's taxonomy places the organism in Eukaryota, Metazoa, Chordata, Aves, Eurypygiformes, Eurypygidae. The annotation marks the transcript as partial. Gene Ontology annotation, biological process: transmembrane transport. Gene Ontology annotation, cellular component: membrane. Gene Ontology annotation, molecular function: ATPase-coupled transmembrane transporter activity; ATP hydrolysis activity; ATP binding. The transcript is spliced from 10 exons. The record is from RefSeq and is a predicted model, not a curated record.
GCACGAAGCCAGGUUUAAACAACGUAUGCUGGAACUAACAGACACGAACAACAUUGCCUACUUAUUUCUUUCGGCUGCCAACAGAUGGCUGGAGGUCAGGACGGAUUACCUCGGUGCUUGUAUAGUGCUGACGGCGGCGGUCACGUCCAUCACUGAAGGGCCUAACUCAGGGUUUGUGGGGCUAGGUCUCCUGUACGCUCUGACGAUAACCAACUAUUUGAACUGGGUGGUAAGGAAUCUGGCCGAUCUGGAGGUGCAGAUGGGCGCAGUAAAAAAGGUGCACAGCUUCCUGAACAUGGAGUCGGAGAACUACGAUGGCUACUUGGAUCCCUCUCAAGUCCCCAAAGACUGGCCCCAGGAGGGGGAAAUCAAGAUUGAAAACUUGUGUGUUCGAUAUGAAAACAACCUGAAGCCUGUUCUUAAGCACGUUAAGGCGUAUAUCAAACCAGGACAAAAGGUUGGGAUCUGUGGUCGUACUGGCAGUGGCAAGUCAUCCCUGUCCUUGGCGUUCUUCAGAAUGGUGGACAUAUUCGAUGGGAGGAUAGUGAUUGACGGCAUAGACAUCAGCAAAUUGCCUCUUCAUACGCUUCGUUCCCGACUCUCCAUUAUUCUCCAGGAUCCCAUAUUGUUCAGUGGCUCCAUCCGCUUUAAUUUGGAUCCAGAAUGCAAGUGCACUGACGAUAGGCUCUGGGAAGCUUUGGAGAUUGCUCAGUUGAAGAACAUGGUCAAGACAUUGCCAGGAGGCCUUGAUGCAAUGGUAACAGAGGGAGGAGAGAACUUCAGCGUAGGGCAAAGGCAGCUCUUCUGUCUAGCCCGAGCCUUUGUCCGCAAGAGUAGCAUUCUCAUCAUGGACGAAGCCACAGCAUCUAUUGACAUGGCCACAGAAAACAUUUUGCAGAAGGUUGUGAUGACUGCCUUUGCAGACCGCACAGUUGUAACGAUAGCGCAUCGGGUUCACACCAUCCUCACGGCAGACCUGGUCAUCGUCAUGAAGCGAGGGAACAUUUUGGAAUAUGAUACGCCUGAGAACCUGCUUUCUCGAGAAGACGGCAUCUUUGCUUCCUUUGUCCGGGCCGACAUGUGAAGCAGCGCGUUACGCAUUUUAAGAGCUUAUUUUUAAACAAAUGAAAUGCAAAUAUUCUCUGUUCGAUGUAACAUCACUUUUAUCUGGUCUUUUAGAGCAUCUUUCUUCAAACUUCCAUCUUCCAAAAUAAUAAAACCUAAUGCAAUACGUGAAUGCCUCA